AUGCAGCAAACUCUCGCUUACCUGGAGAUGGCGCAUGAGAAGAUAAAUAUGCCAAGACCAGGUCGGUUCUUAAUUUCCAAGAAAAAUCUACUAAAAAGAAUCGGGAUAUUAAGAAUGCUCCUUCGUGAAAAACGAAGCAGGACUGAGUCUUUUUUAAAAAUGAUCGACCACAAUAAGGUAAUUCAUAGUCUCAAAAUCUAUCGAAUACACACUCAGUCCGAUGUGGUCUAUAAGAAGGGACAUCUGACAACUUUCCUAGAGAUCGAUUCAAAGACAGUCACUCAGGCAAUGAGAACAUGUUGUCGUGGACGACCGAGGAAAAGCCGCACAGAGCAUACUAUAACAAUAUUUGCGGUAAAGGAACCUGCAGGAAAAAAAAAGAGAGCUCAUUGCAGCCCGCAGAACUGGGAGACUAAGAAUUAA
Amoebophrya sp. A25 is the source of this 423-nucleotide messenger RNA. The record is from the annotation of a GenBank genome assembly. Lineage: Eukaryota; Dinophyceae; Syndiniales; Amoebophryaceae.